Molecule: messenger RNA, 975 nt
Organism: Nerophis lumbriciformis (worm pipefish)
Lineage: Eukaryota; Metazoa; Chordata; Actinopteri; Syngnathiformes; Syngnathidae
Source: RefSeq, a predicted model, not a curated record
AUGAUGCUGAGUAGCUCCGUGGAGGUGCCCAGUCCGGGCGGGCUGAGCAGCCUCAGCGGGCUGAGCGAAGCCGCUCGGAACGUGGUGCGCUCCUCCAGCAUCUCGGGGGCCAUGUACAACCUGGAGAAGAGUCCUGGAGGCAGCGGUCCUGAGUCAACAUCGCUGGCUGGCAACAAGAAACGGCGAUCCAGUCUGGGAGCCAAGAUGGUGGCGAUUGUGGGCUUGUCACAGUGGAGCAAGAGCACACAGCAACUCAACCAGCAUGACGGCGGGACUAAGAAGCUUCGCAGCACCAUCCGACGGAGCACGGAGACUGGCAUUGCCGUGGAGAUGAGGAACCGAGUAACGCGGCAGGGUAGCAAGGACUCCACCGACGGCAGCACCAACUCCAACAGCUCCGAUGGAACGUUUGUCUUCCCUACCACGCGCCUCGGGCCUGAAAGUCAGUUCAGCGACUUCUUGGACGGAUUAGGCCCCGCUCAAAUCGUUGGGCGGCAAACAUUAGCGACCCCUCCCAUGGGAGACGUCCAUGUUGGUAUGUUGGACAGAGGGGGCCAACUGGAGGUGGAGGUCAACCAGGCCAGGGGCUUGAUCCCCAAACCAGGCUCCAAGAAUAUUCCAGCAACCUACGUGAAGGUGUAUGUCCUUGAAAAUGGAGUAUGCUUGGCGAAGAAGAAAACCAAAGUCGUGAAGAAGAAUCUCGACCCGAGCUACCAGCAGCCUCUGUUGUUUGAUGAGAGUCCUCAGGGAAAAGUCCUCCAGGUUAUAGUGUGGGGGGAUUACGGACGUAUGGACCACAAGUGCUUCAUGGGAAUGGCCCAGAUCCUGUUGGAGGAUUUGGACCUCUCGGCGACGGUCGGCGGCUGGUAUAAGCUGUUCCCUACCUCCUCUCUGGCAGACCCCAGCAUCGGACCUCUGGCCCGACGCCUCUCGCAGUCCUCCCUAGAGAGUGCCACAAGCCCAUCGUGCACCUAA